AAGUUUUUCUCAAUGAAAAACUAAAUAACGUCAUCAGAAGCUGUACAUUCAACUCGCCGUUCACUAUAAAAUGAAGACAGCUUUUUCUAACUUCAGCAUUGUGCUUCAAAUGCUUUAACUGAUAGCUCGACUUAAGUAACAUUAAUAGAUAACAAAAUAAAAAUAUUUUACUUAAUAUCACUUCGGUGUUUUCAAUAAAACAUGGACGCGUUAAGUGUACUUAUUGUGACCGUUAUAAUCUUAGUUGUGGCAUGGGUUCGAUCACUGCAGCGGAAAGAAAUGCCGGAAGGUCUACCGCCGGGAUCAAUGGGGUUUCCAUUAAUAGGGGAUUCCAUAGAAUUCGUUAAGAAAAAGGUAGAGUACUUUAAAGAAAAGCAUCGACUGUAUGGCCGAGUUUUUAAAACUAAUCUGUUUGGAAAGUCAAUAAUUAGACUUUAUGGAUCGGACAAUAUACAAAAGAUAAUCCAAGGCGAGAAUAAAAUAGUCCGUUCGUCAUACCCUACGUCUGUGCUGAAGCUCGUCGGAUCACAGUCCAUCACCAUGAGUCAUGGCGAAGCUCAUAAAUCCAAGAAACGAGAACUGAUGAAAUAUCUGAGCCCCGAGUUCUUCCACAAUCACACACCCGUGCUUGCGAGUGCUAUCUCCGGUCGCAUAGAACGAUGGUGCGACCAACCGGAAAUAGAUUUAUAUGAAGAAUGCCAGAAACUGUUUGUUGAACUCGCCGCCAAGUUUCUUAUCAAUAUUGAUAUAGAUGAAGCAGACGUCUCAGAAUUACAGCGCCACCUACGUACAUUUACUGACAAUAUGUUUAGCCUUCCCCUUGACAUUCCAGGAUUUGGGCUGAAUAAGGGCAUGAAGGCAAAGUUUGCUAUGCGGAAAAUUAUUGCAGCCGCACUCGAGAAGUCUGCAAAUAAUAACGACGUCGAAAGGGAGUAUUGUUCUGUUCUUCAAGGUCUAAAAAAAUCAAACAGCUCUCACUUCGAAGAUGAAGUUGUUCUGCUCGAUUCUAUAAUAGAUCUUCUCUUUUCUGGAUCACAGACCGUGAACUCGGCCGGAUUUUCCCUCGCACAUACGCUUUGUAAAAGACCGGAUGUACGGGAAAGAUUAAUGAAGGAUAUUAAAUCACAGGGCUUGGAGAAUCCUGAUGAGACAAUAUGCGCCAAUGACUUACCGGAAAUGACGUAUGUGGAUGCAGUUGUCAAGGAAACACUAAGGGUACUGCCUCCAGUGGGUGGAGGCUACAGAACGGCCCUUGAAACAUUUGAACUUGAUGGAUAUACAGUUCCAAAAGGAUGGUCGGUCGUUUUUAGUAUUAGGGAAACUCAUAUGAAUGACGAUAAAGUUCAAAAUCCACGUGUGUUCAACCCGGACCAGUGGCUGCAGCCAACGUUCGGCAAAGAUAAAUACUCUUUCUUGCCAUUUGGGGGUGGCACUAGGAUAUGCCCGGGACAAGCAUAUGCAAAGAUGAUCUUAAAACUCUUUGCAAUAGAAUUUACACGUUGUUGUUCCCCUUGCAUAUCCAAAGAUAGUGACUUGAAGUUUUGGCCAACACCAAGCCCAGAGAGCCAGGUACUGGUGAAGAUAUCGAAAGCUUAAACAUUUAAUAGACCUAUUAUCAAAAAGGGACAUGCACUGGAGCCAUGACAAUAAAGCUGUUUCCGGUAGUCUGUGGCGUCAAAUUACAUGAAUGUGUUUAUUUAAAACGUACAUUAUCAUCUUAUAUUUGAAUGGUUAGAAAACCAUAAUUUUGUAACCAAAAACCCGGUGACAUUUACUGUAUCUGUGAUAUUAAUAACAUUGUAUGUAAAUGUAUACAUACAUGUACGAAAUGACCUAAAAUAAUCUAACUUAUUUAAGAUAACAGUUGUAUAAAUAGACAUAUUAUGUUACCGCUUGAGGUAUAUAUAUCAACAAGAUUGAUAAGUAGAAUAGAGGUACAUUUGUACUUUAAAGUAAGUAAAUUUCCAUGUAAAUAGGGAACGCGUAGGCUCAAGUAUUUCAUAUUUUGUACGCUUACAUUUAUGUUACGUUCAAGAUAAAACAAGUUGUCGUUUACAUUCUUGCAAUUAGUUUAAGUUGUUUUUAAUACAUUUAUUUGCCUACAAUCUAAUUAAUGAUAUUUGAAUUCAGUGUCUCGUUAGGGAAAGAAUUGUUAAUGCUGACACUUUUUUGAUUGUUGUUGACAAAAAGUUGUUGUUUUUCAUUUUCCAUUCUUUUUUAAAACAUUUAAUGACAUUUUUAUCAAAUAAAAAAAAUGAUUUUGACAGAAAAAAAUCGCUCAAUGUGUUCAAACGUAAUUGGUAUUAAAUGAGCAUAACAGUUAUUCUUUCCAGUAAAGCAAUUCGCCUCCAGCUUAAUGUCACAUUUAAUAAAAUAUACAUCCUCAAAGGAAAAAAAGUGUAUUUUUUAGAUUUUUAAAUAAAAAAUAUCGAUAGAAAUUAGGAUUUAAAAAAGUGCCCAUUUUCCGUCAAUAACGGAAUAGAAAUAUGGUGAUAAGAAGUUGUUAAUUCUGUAUAUAGUUCACAUACAACUGAACACUUACUGUAUUUUUCUAUUAUUUUUAGUAUACUGGUCUGACGUACAGUACAGUACGUAUAAGUACAGUACUCCGACAAUGUAUUUAAACACAAUUAUAUAUUUUAUUAUGUUAAAAUUAAUAGUGUCAUAUUUUUGAUGAACUCUGACUGACUUAACAUAUUUCACAUAGUGACCUAUCAGCGACCUGUCAUCUAUAAAGAUAAAUGAUUUGUUAUUGUAGAUAACUUUCAAACUCUCAAUAGCGGUCCGUCUUUUUGAAAAAUGAAAGAUUGUCUUUACAAAACGUCUGAACAGAGACUAUUAAACAUCUUUGUUUUAUUUCAAACAUAAAUUGUUUGUCUUCGUUGUCAGUUUUUAUGCCAAUAGUCUGUAAGCAAUGAUGGAUUUUUAGGAAGAUUUCACUGCAUAUAAUUAUGCCAACACACGUAUAAUUAUAUAAUGAGAUAAUGGUAAUGAUAAUUUAAUUAUUCUUUGCCAUUAUUUAUACAUGUAUAGUUUCAUCAGUAUAAAACAUAAAGCAUGGUUUCUUUAAUUUUAGUUUUAGAUGAAGCAAUGCUUAAUAGGAAUCCAUUUCAUUUUUUUCUACUUAUAACUUUAUAAACGUUUUACGAUUUAUUGCCAUACUCUUUAUUGAGCUGUAACUAAUGUACAUGUAUUUAUUGUAUGUGCCAUAUUACUUUUACAUUUUAAAUAGACAACUCCAUGAAUUACAUUUUGAUUGUUCAUAAAAUAA
Messenger RNA from Ruditapes philippinarum (Manila clam), 3271 nucleotides. Its product is annotated as cytochrome P450 26A1-like. The transcript is spliced from 4 exons. Gene Ontology annotation, biological process: sterol metabolic process. Gene Ontology annotation, molecular function: oxidoreductase activity, acting on paired donors, with incorporation or reduction of molecular oxygen; heme binding; iron ion binding. The record is from RefSeq and is a predicted model, not a curated record. The coding region runs from base 202 to 1596 and encodes 464 amino acids. Lineage: Eukaryota; Metazoa; Mollusca; Bivalvia; Venerida; Veneridae.